UCAAAAUGAAUUGUGCAUGGUAAUGGUGAAGACAGCUGCGCUGUUCAAAUGGCGGCUGCUUUGGAUUUUCAAUCACCAUAUAAGUCGUUGCUCUCUUGAAAACUCAGAAGGGUUUGCACAAUUCGUCAAGAAGAUAUCUGGGUCAGUCUCACCUCUCUCUUAGAUAUAACUGCGUUCUACGUAUGCUUGCUAAAGGUGGCGAACCAGCGCGACUCAGAUAAGUACAUCAAGUUUCCGGCUCAAAACAGUGGCGGCGGAGGCGGCGAUGAAUUAGAGAGAUUUGGUCAAGAAUUUGGAAUGCCAGGAUUACCACAAACACAAGAAAUGGAUCAGCCGAUACUUCAUCCAGGUGUAACUGUGCCGGAAUCAAUGUUUUCCGAUUACCUGAACACGACGACAGAGACGUCAGCGAUCGUGUCGGCGCUUAGACGCGUGGUUUCUGGCCAGACAGGCGGUGGCUUGGGGCAUGGGACAGGUAUGAGCGGUGCAGUGACGUCAAGUUUUGUAGGGGGUUAUUAUUCUCCAUCUCCGUCUCCACCUUUGUCGGCCUACUCUUCUAGUACUUCUGCCUCUGGUUUCGCCUCUGCUUCUGGCUCUAGCUCGUGGGCAGGGCAGAAGAGAGGGCGUCAACAAGUGGGUGCUGCUCCGUUGAUCGAGUCUAUUAAUCCAAGGACUGUUAGAGGAUCAGCUUCCAUUGUUGAUUUCAGAGGAACACAGGGAGGAGGAGGAGAUCGAGAAUCAUCAUCUGGUGUAACUGCAGAAGAAGCCUCAAAUAUCUUUGGAACAACAGCCACCACCACCACCACCAACACUACAGUCCCGGCAACACCAUCAAGCGAAAAUGUUUCCCACGAAGAAACCGGAGAGAGGAGGAGAAGAUACAGAGGAGUGAGGCAGCGGCCAUGGGGGAAAUGGGCAGCAGAGAUACGUGAUCCCCAUAAGGCCGCAAGAGUCUGGCUUGGCACAUUCGACACGGCCGAGGCCGCCGCCAGAGCCUAUGAUGAAGCCGCCUUGCGAUUCAGAGGUAACAGAGCCAAACUCAAUUUCCCGGAAAAUGUCAGAGUUGUACCGGCUGUCCAAAACUACUCCCCGGCGGCCGUGACGUCGGCCUCGUUAUCCAUUUAUGACUCUCCAGCAAGCCAGUUGCAGCUGACCCCACGACAGCAGCCAUUAUUGCAGCCACAAUCCUCUCAUCCUCAACCUUACCAGGGCUCUUCUGACAUUCUCAGUGACUACUUACAAUACUCCCAGUUGCUCCAGAACACUGCAGACUUUCAACCUGGACAGCAGCCGACAACUUUGAUGGAUCAGAUGUUCUACACUUCUCAGCUAGCUUCUCGUCAAUCCUCAUUUUCAUCUUCGUCAUCUGUAACUCCCACUACUUCGCUUGCACCCUCUGGUUCUUCAUCCUCUGCUUCAUUUCCUCUGUUUUCCGAUCAGCAACUGUUCUAUUUCCGACCCCCAGGAAAUCAUAAUCCAAGCGGUGGUGAAAGUUCAGAUUUUCCACCUCCGCCGCCGUCCUGAUCAGAUUCCGUACACGAUCCUAGCUCCUCCAGCUAAAUGUGACCAUAUUUUUUUUCCCAUUCAAAUAAUUACUAUUUUUUUCUGGCUUUUAGUUUUUGAUUUUCAAUGUACUUUGCAUUAUUAGCACAUCGUUUUUUGGUUUUACGUAUUGUUCCAUUGUUGUUGUAAAGUAUAACAAACUACAUAUUCAUAUAAAUAAAAAAAAAGGAAAGGAUUUGAAUUGCA
Messenger RNA from Carya illinoinensis, 1749 nucleotides. RefSeq names its product ethylene-responsive transcription factor ABR1-like. The transcript has 2 exons. Lineage: Eukaryota; Viridiplantae; Streptophyta; Magnoliopsida; Fagales; Juglandaceae. Bases 298 to 1524 code for a protein of 408 amino acids. The record is from RefSeq and is a predicted model, not a curated record. Gene Ontology annotation, biological process: ethylene-activated signaling pathway; regulation of DNA-templated transcription. Gene Ontology annotation, molecular function: DNA binding; DNA-binding transcription factor activity.